This is a messenger RNA of Trypanosoma grayi, 585 nucleotides long. RefSeq lists its product as hypothetical. The coding region runs from base 1 to 585 and encodes 194 amino acids. The transcript has a single exon. Lineage: Eukaryota; Euglenozoa; Kinetoplastea; Trypanosomatida; Trypanosomatidae. The record is from RefSeq and is a predicted model, not a curated record.
AUGUCUGGACGCGACGUCACUGGUCCUGUCAAGCAGGAUGUACGUGUGUUUCAGUCUAGUAUUGACACCUCCUCAGUCGUCUCUACCGUAUUCAACCAGCCGUCGAUGUACAUGGGCAUUGUCAAUAUGCUUAUCAUGUACCUCACUCAGCGCUUUCCAGAGGAGCUAAUGUCCCCAAAAUACAUGACAAUGACGUACAACGGCAUUCGUGCCCCGGCCAUGCUGACCAUUCCAUUCUGCUGCAUUGCGGGGGCAUAUUUCUCGGUUGCCAGCAUCAUCAGCACGUCUACGGUGCCUUUGGCUGGCCAUUUGUACGGCUACACGCUUAGUCUUGGUGUGGGUCUCACAAUGCUGACGUUUCGUCGUGUGUCGUGGUACUACCCGCUGCUGGGUGUUAUGUACCUUUCCUUUGGUGGAUUUCACCACUACCGGCGCAUGAUGGUUUAUGGCGACAACGCUCCCAUCUACAAUUGGGGGGACACCACUGAAAUUUGGAGCGCGUGGAGGAGGGCUAAACAGGAGAAGAAGCGGCAACGGCAAAUGGAUAAGAGGUGGAUAGACCAGCCGAAUCAAGGUAGUUCAUAG